Molecule: messenger RNA, 6034 nt
Organism: Lingula anatina
Lineage: Eukaryota; Metazoa; Brachiopoda; Lingulata; Lingulida; Lingulidae
Cellular component (GO): nucleus
Source: RefSeq, a predicted model, not a curated record
UAAAAACCAUCAUGGCGGAAUCGAGCGUGUCUCUGUCACCUCGAGUGGAAAACAACCAGAAUAUCUUUGACAUUAUACAAAAGGAAAAUGUGACUGCCAAAGAGAAUGACGCACCUGAAGUAGAUACAUCAAAUAAACCGGCUACAGUCGUGGAAAAUAAGUUGUCAAAUGCAGCAAGAGACCCGAAAAGUUUCCGUAAUUUGCCUGGACAGCAGUGCCACUUCUCAACCAAGGACGAAAACAAACCAGACGAGAGCAUGGAUGAGGAUACCAGUAGCCCUGAAAAGGGCGAGGUCACUCCACAGCGACACUCAUCCACUGAAAACCAAUCAAGCACAGGCUGCAGUGAGCCAAAAACCGAGUCGCCGGUAACGCCUGACAUGGGGAAACGAAAACGUACACACCAUGACUACAGACGCCUGUCAAGCUCUGGGUAUGUGGAUGACACAGAAGGCAAGGAAAAAUUCCGUCCCACCAGCUGCAGUGAGUCUGAACUGUCCCCCACCCCACCCAAAGUGAUGCCCCUGAAGAUCAAGCUGCCCAGGGCUGACUCCCUCGUCAAUGGUGUGCCAGGGGACCCUGUGUCAGAGACCUGUUCCAUAAAGACCUCCGAGUCGUCGCCACAUGAUGAGAACACCACAGCCCCCAGGGAGAAAUCUCACAAGAAGAAACACCACAAGGAACAUAAAUCUCACAAACAUAAACACAAGGCCAAGGAGAAACGGCACCACCAUCAUAAGCACCACAAGGAAAAGAGGGAGAGGAACUCUGAGGAAUCACCAGGGGGAAGCACCGUUGCAGCCACAGCACCAGUGGUGACACCUGGUGUGGCUGAAAGUCUUCAAGUCUCUGGCAGCACUGAGACGGUUGUAGAUAAAAUAUCGAAUGCAUUUGAUCUGAUUGAGCCCAAGGUCAAAUUGGAUAAGACCCCCAGCAAAAAAAUAGUCAAGACAGACCCUAAUGUCAUCUCUCAGACACCAGUUAUUGUCAAGACAGGCCAUAAAGACAGUCAUAAGGUCAAGACAAGUCAGACUGACAUUAAGAAAUCGACAGAGGGUAGUGAAAAGGCAGCUGGGAAGAUGCCCUCUUUGACACAUAAAGAGGGCAAGAGUGGUAAUGGACAAUCGAAAUCACAUGGUGAGCCUUCUGGGAAAAUUACACAGAGUUCUGGGAAGGGUACGGAUCAUAGUUUAAAUUCAUCUCAUACAAGUGCGAAUAAAACUUCUCACACAGUGAAGAGAUCUAAUAGCACAGAAUCAGCAAAGAAGGCAAAUAAUACAGAAGUGUCAAAAAGUUCAGACUUGGCAAAGAAACUGACAAUCAGGGAAGAAAAAGGUGCAAAAAGUACUGAGACUUUAAAAGUUGCCUCUAAAGGAGAAACCAUAUCAUCAUCAUCAGACUGCAAGUCUAAAUCUCAUACAUCUAGCAGUAAGUCAGGUAAACUUUUCACUGGGGACAAAAUGAUUGCAAAAUCUAGCCCCAGCAAAAGUAACUCAUCUAGUCAUAGUAAUUCAAGCCAUCAUAGUGUUAACAAAGAGAAAAAGAAGGAAAAAAGUAAAACUGAUUCAGCACACCAAAGAGACAAAACGGCUGGCUCGGGCUCUAAACCUGAAAAGCAUCAACCAGUGGACUCUUCAGUUGUUAAAGAGAAGGAUGCGUCUUCCCAUCAAUUACAGACAGUCAAGAUAGAAAAAGAUAAAACUAAAACUGUACCAUUGACUUCUAAGAAGGACAGCAAUGCAGUAAAAGUUUCACAAAACAAAGACCAGUCGCAUAAGGUCAACAAAGAUGGUGGUCAUGGAAUUAAGAAGGACGAUGGACAAGGGGUCAGCAAAGAUGGCCAGCAUAGGGUUAACAAGGACAGUGAGCAUAGGGUUAAAAAGGUUGGAGACAAAGAUCUGACUAAAUCCCAAAGCAGGGAUGGGUCGCAGAUGGAGGAGAAAGUUGCUUUGAAGCGCCCACUAGACAAGACAGUCAAAGGCAGCGACAGCAGUCCUCAUAAGAUACGGAAAGUUGAACACACAACCCCAGAAAAAUCUCACAAAAGUGGCAGCUCUUCUUCAGUAACCAGUAGUACAAAGAAACCCGAUAAAACCAAACACAGUGGUGGGGCAAAGUCAGAAAAGGACCAUUCAUUAUCAAAAGGUGGCAGUGCUAUCAGUAGUGAUUCCAAGAAGGACCAUCAUCAAAAGACGCCAAAAUCCAAUAAUAAGGACAGUGGUGGGCUGCAAAGGACUGCUAGCAAAAUGCAGCUUGAUGCCAUAAGAGCGUCUUACCAGGCUAAAUUACUGGAACUUUCAGACAGCAAAAUUGCAUCUCAACCAGAUACUUUUAGAGACGUUGACAUAGUUAUAAAGAAAUCUGAUCUCUCGUCGAAGUAUAAAUAUGGUCACCUUAUGCAUGUGGAGGUUCACACCAAUGGGGGCGCUAAAGUCAUUCAUUGUUACCAAGAGGAGCUGGACUGUUUAACAGCAGAACAGAGUGAGGAAUUCGCACAGGAGUUUUUCACAGAAGCCUAUGGUGAGGAACCAUACGGGACAGCCAAGUAUGUGAUGGCUAUCGUUCAUAGAGCUGCCUCGUACCUUCCCGAUCUGCUGGAGCAUUUUGCCUUCCUCUACCCGCAGCUAGUGGUCAAAGCAGGAAUACUUGGAAAGUCGGACAUCGAGACCACGACGAUGGAGUCGUUCGUUGAAAAAGUACGCCAGUCGUACUCGUAUGGGACUUUCCGCUCCGGCUCUCUCCUCCAGCUCAGCCUUGUGGGCACGGUGACAGAAGAAGCCGGAGAUUAUUUCCCUGAUUUCCUCGACAUGCUGGAACACAACCCAUUCCUGAGGAAGAGCAUGCCCUGGGGUGACCUGUCUGUAGUCCACGGGCUGCCAAGGAAUCGUAGCAAUGAUGGGCCUAUCUUGUGGGCGCGCCCUGGUGAGCAGAUGGUGCCCAGUGCUGAUAUGCCCAAGUCUCCUUUCAAGAGGAAAAGGGGCAUGAAUGAACUGAAGAAUUUAGCCUUGCUCCCCAGGGUGUCUGAGCCCAGAGAGACCCUGAUAGAGGACCGCACCAUGUGUCACGCUGACCAUGUGGGUCACGGGUUUGACCGGGCUACCACUGCAGCCGUGGGGGUACUCAAGGCUGUCCACUGCGGUCAAAAGCCUGCAGGAGACCGUAUAACAAAGGAUGUGAUCUGUUUUGAGGCAGCCAAUUUUGCCCAGGUGACAGAAAUGAUGCAGCUUGACCUCCAUGAACCGCCCAUGUCACAGUGUGUUUCGUGGGUGGAAGAUGCAAAGCUAAAUCUAAUGCGGCGAGAAGGCAUUAAAUAUGCACGCAUUCAGCUACGUGAUAACGACAUCUACUUCAUCCCGCGCAAUGUCAUCCACCAGUUUCGCACCGUCACUGCUGUGACCAGCAUCGCCUGGCAUCUUCGCCUAAAGUCUUACUACCCACCAGAGUCUGAACAUGAAGACGAUAACAGUGACGCAAACAAAAGUGAAAGUGAAACCAAGGAAAAAACAACCACGGGUGAUAAUUCCGCAACAUGUGAUGUUAAAGCUGAGAAGGGUGUCAAAGACAGUGUUGGCAGCAGCAGUGGUGACAGUAACAGUGUUACAGAGGUGAAAAUGGAGACAACGUAGCAGUCAGUAAGUUUGGAGAGACUGCUUAUUCAGGGUCAAAAGCCAACUUUUUUGUAUAGGAACUACAUUUUCAUAAUAUUUAUUCAGGAAAUACAUCGUGGAAUGGUUUAGGUCAGAACCAGAAGGAUCUGUUUUCUUUUAAACAUAUAAAGAUAAGAAUUUUGUUUUUGUAUGGAUGUAUUUUCUUAUUACUCCAUUGUUUUCAUCGUUAUCUCCACCAUGGCAGCAACUUGUCUAAAUAUGUGUCAAGGACAUGAUUGAAGGGUGGGGUCAAGGUCAGAAAAUCGUCUCAAUUAAAUAGAAACUAGCUCUAAAUAUUCUCAGCCAGCAGUCAAAUUGAGAUUUUUUGUUUCUAUGGGAAAGAAUAAGUCAAUAUGCAACUUUAUGGUUUUCUGUAUAAACUUAAAAGUUUAGUUGGCUUUUUUAGAAAUUUGUUUAAAUAAGUAAGAUGUAAGCUCAUCCUUAAUUUUUAGGCAAAUGAAUCUCGUAUCUGCUGUGAACAGCAAAUUUGGGCAACCUCCACAUGAUGUGCUUAUUAAUGAGAAAAUUCAACCAUGCAAAGAGAGUAUUGUAGUAUAUUGCAAUUGUGCUCUAAUCUGGCAAUACAUACUUCCAAGUUAAAUUUUUAUUGUGGUUCACCAGGCCGAGCGUGUUAAUUGUGUUUAGUAGAAACUAAGCUUUAAAUCAAGGGCUGGCUUUCAACCCGUUGUGCUAGAUUUACCUCGAAGUCAGAAAAUGGAGAUAUAGUGAGCAGACCCAAUUAUUGUGAGAUAUUUUAAUUUAAUGCACACUUGGUGAGGCAGACACCCUCAUUAUAUAAGCCCAAGUCCAGUUGUUCAGCUCCAGUGGAUAUUUCAAGCUUUUCAGUGUAAGUCAUAUUUGUGCCAUGACUUUGUGUAACUUUUGUCAUAUAGUACUUAUGAAGAAAUAGACUUAAAUUUGCAUAAGUUUUUUAUAGCACCUUCAUGUUAUUAUUAUGAUAGUAAUUUAUAGUUGUCCAGUUGAAAGGAUAAUUUAAAACUUUGUAACUGUAUGUUUGCAAGCUCUUUGUACUUGCAGUGAUUUCUAUAAAUCUGUAUAUAUUUUUCUUUUCUUGUUCUCUAUAAAAAGAUUAGUCCAUUUACAAAUGGUGGCCUUACCAGUUGAAUUGCACUGUUUGUAUUAUGAAAUGUGCAGUUGCAAAAUGGUGAGAAAAGAUUGUAUAUAACUUUGCCGGUGAAAUCAAAAUUAGUAUCAAGAACAUUAGUAUCUAUUGGAAAAUAGAAAGUGAAAGUGACAGAGAUAAGCAGCAUUGUAAUACUGAAGUAUGUAAGACCUGUAGACUUGCCCUUUUGAGGAAAAACCAUUUUUCGGUAUUUUUAUGCAUGACUUGAAUGUAUUUUUAUGAAGUGACUUGAGAGAGGCAAAUGCUGAUCUGGAUAAAUCACUUGAAAAGUCCAUUUGUUUCAUCAGUUUUUUAUUUGAUGGGCAGCUAUUUCUUAGUACUGCCUAGUUACAUGGAGUAGAACAGAUUCCAAGCAAUCUGUGCUUUUUGUUAGUGUAUUCCCAUUUUUCCAAGUUCUUGUCCUAAAUGUCUAACUUAUACAUCAGCUGCCGAUGUGGAAUUUUUGUUAGAGUUUUUUAUUUUCAAUAAUGUUUUGCAGUAUCGUAUAAAGACUGUAGUAAAAGAUUUAUAUUUGUAUAUAUUUGUAAAUGAACCAUGUGUAUAGCCCCCUUAUGUGGGUAUCUGUCAGUCCUUCAACACGUGUAUGUGGCACAUAUAUGUGCUGCUUUAUUUAAGAUGUUCAUCGGCCAUAUAGUAAGGCUCUUUCUACAUAAUCUUUUGAAAUGUUAUAGUUUGUAGGGUGCAAUCUACUUCUAAGCCUAGUUUUGGGUCACACAUGGGCAGGUAGAAAUUACGAGAGGGGAGGGGGAAUGAGACUCCACUAGAAAGCAGACCCGAGACAGCAAGGAUCAUUGGUUUUAAUGUGAUGACAGGCAAACUUUAUGCAAAACAUAGGUUGGGAAGCAGUUACAAAAAGGCAAUUUUGAAGAAGUAAUCCGUUGUUCUGUAAUCAAAUUUGGCAGUGAAUGUUGAGCUGAACUAUUGUUUAAAACCAAUUUCACAGGCCGUCGGGCUUUAAGCUGAGGAUUCCUAAACUCGAGUUCAACCCUUCUAAAAUCCAAUUACGUAGCUUGUGUAAGGCCAGACCAGACAAAAACAGAUGGUAAAUUCCCAGUUCAUCAGGUUUUUAAUUGCAUGUUGUUUAAUUGUUCUCCUAAGAUGGUAGAAAUGUUUGAUUUUGUUCGGAAUUCAGCUGUACAUAUCUGCAGAAACCGUUUACUAUGCUUCUACGCUGUGAAUAUAGUGCGUCGUAGUGUGCAAUUUCCAUGGUCAAUACUUUCAUGUCUUCUAUAUAUAUAUAUAU